UGACAAAGCCCAGUGGUGAAUGGAAGGGAAAAGGGUGUGUUAUAUGAUGUAUCUAGAUUCUAUCUAGUCUAAGUCUAGAUCUAUGUGUUUAGUCGGGUGGGAUUGUUUGGUCUGGAAGACAGGAUAGUAAAAUAUAUAGGUCUGUGAUAUACUUCUCGGAAGUAAACAAAGUAUCACUGCGCCGUCUAUCGAUAGACCAUAACAAGAAUUCCCUGCAGAUAUUUUAGGCAGUGAUCUGUGGGCCUGCCCUCUGCAAUGAAUGAUGACAAGCCCUUUGUCUGUCAUGUGGCAGAUUGUGGCAUGAGAUUUACCAAUGAAGACCAUUUAAAUGUUCACUCCAAGAAACAUGAGAUGUCCCUGGCCUUGAUAUCGAGUGGGCAGUCCAGCAAUUCUCCUGCUCAUCAUUUUUUAGAUCAGACGCCAACCCCGACCAAGUUCUUAAAAAACUGUGAGGAGAUAGGACUUUUUCAAGAACUUUCUUCCAACCCAUUUGACCAUGCUUACAAGAAAGCUCUUGAUAGUGAUCUACCGUUACCUGGACCACAAUCAGGGGAGCUCAACACACCAACACUAAUAUUAACUGACAUGCCCAAGAAUGUGAGCAGCAGCAGCCUAGCCUCCAUGCACCACGUUCUGGCAGAAAAGAACAAAAGUACAGAGCCUUUAAAACCAAGUCCCUUAACCAAAGCGCAGCCAGUUAGUAAGGUCAUGUUGGAUCUCACAGGGAAGAGUGUAAUGUCUGCCCAGCCGAAGUUGGCAGUUAAAAGAAAUUUUACAUCACAGGAUGCAGACAGUACAAGCGACAUGUCUCCCAUGCUGGACCAAGUGAUGGCAGUCUCUGAAGCUGUUUCUGUAAGACCCUCUGGAUCAAAUCUUCACACUCAGGCUAACUACAGCACCACACUUCCCAUACUGCCCAAGCAGGAGAGUGCGCUGCCCAUAUUGCCGAAACAAGAAAUGGUCAAAAGAGAAAUGGAGGAUGGCUAUGCCAAUCCAGGGGACCAACAACAAUGUACAAUGCAGGUCUUGCUUCAGCUCCCUACAGGAGAAACAGUACCUAUUAGUAUACCAGCCACAAUCAAUAAAUUACAAUAUUUUGGAACACAACAAGCAAUAUUGCAACAGAAUGUUGCCCAAGCCCCAAUCCUGAGCCAGGCUUCACCUAGAGCUGUAGCACCAACCUUGGGCUCUAGUCAGACUACAACCAUGGCAUUAAAACAGAAGUUAAAAGCUCAGCUCCAGAGCCAGCUCAGCCCGACCAGUAAGAAUGUGGUCGAGGUCAAUUCUGCCACAACAACUAGCACACCUGCCUAUGUGGCUACCAGUUCCAGCAAUCAAGGCCCUGUAUUGGUUGGGGACACAUCACCCAUAAUGAUGGUUGAUUCACCGGGGUCGGAGCUAAACUUCUCAGACUCCUCUGAUUAUUCUAUAGACAGCAAGCGGCAAAAAAUGAGUCCAGAAUCAGGGGAUCCUGAAGAAAGGCGAAGAAAAUUUUUAGAAAGGAACAGAGCUGCUGCGGCACGAUGUCGACAAAAAAGGAAACACUGGAUCAGUAAUUUAGAGAAAAAAGCUGACGAAUUGCAGAAUACAAAUUUAAGAUUACAGUGUGAAGUGAAGCUACUGAGAGGAGAAGUGGCCCAGCUGAAAACUUUAUUGUUAGCACACAAAGACUGUCCAGUCACACAGCAGCAGAAGUCACAGGGACAGUUGCAGCAUAUUAUUUUAACAGAAACUAGCCUGUCAUCGCAAGAUCUUGCGCAGGUGGUUCCAACCUCAGAUUUAAACCAGCAGGCUCUGCUUAAUCAGACCAUUGUGACAUUUUUACAAGACAAUAUGAUAGGUCAAGAUAACUCUGUAGGGAAUGAAUGAGGGCCAGACAUGCAGCCUUAUCCUCCCCCUCCCCCUCCCCCUCCCCCAUGCCUCCGACAGAUUGUGUUUCUUUGUUGAACUUGCAGUGAUUUUGUAGAAGCUUCUUUGUGAUUGGACGGUUGUUUGGCGUUCCCCACACCCUUGUCUGGUUGGGUGUUUUUAGUAAUGGGGCUGGUACCUAUUUAUCAUAAGUGGAGCGCCAUCUAACGUAGCUUCAAAAAAUGUUGAUGUAAACUUAGCAUUUGAAAAGCUUUUUUUUUUUGUUCUGGAUGUUAAAGUAUCAGUAAAGCUUGUGGACAUUAGAUUUUCUACAAUUAUUGUUUUUAAUUUGAAGCAACACUUAAUUAACUUAGUCCAGAGUCUUCUCUUAGUCAGACUUAUUUUCUAAUUUCUUUCCCCUAUUAAUACAAUCAUUGUUUUUUUAUUUGAAGCAUCACAUUGAUUCUUCUCAUAUUUUAUAGUUUAUUUCCCUUGUUUAUACAAAUAUUGUUUUUAAUGGAAGCAACACACAUUGAAUCUAAUUCCUGAUUCUUUUCUUGGUCAGACUUUUAUUUUCUUCCUUGUAUCCUAUUUUUGUUUAAAGAUGUUAGAAAAUCUUAGUAAGUGAUUUUAAAUAGAAAGAAAAUUAGGAUGAGUUUUGUUUGUUAAUCUUUGGCCAUCAAAAUGGUUGCAUGUUACACUGGUUUUUACAUUUAAAAAAAAAAUUGUGGCUUUUUUUUUUUUUUUUUCAUUGCUAUGUUAAUAUUGUUGGUUAAAGUAAAUUGUACAUGGAAUUUUAUUGCUCUGAUUUAUGUCAAAGUCCUUAACAUAAUGUAUAAACUAUAAAAGCUUAUAAACAUCUUUAUGCAUACAUAAAUAUAUUUCCAUGCUGCGGACUAUAGUCAGGUUUUAUGAGAGUUUAAAUAGCAUCAACAUGAUAUGCUGUAAACUAUACCAGGAAAAGUGGAAGGAUUUGGUUACACAAACUGUCACAGCAUCCCAAUGACGAGAGUCAUGGGACAGAUGAUGAUGAUUGUAAUUUGAUUUCACAUGCGCUGAUUUUUUUCCAUGAUUGAAAUUAAGAGCAAGUUUUCAGAUUUGCGUUUAAAGGAUGCAACAUUCAGUAUAUUCAAAAGAAAUCAGCUGUUCAUUUAGAAAUGGCCAUAGUGACCUAAAGUCAAUAUGAAGUGCUGUUGUUUUGAUGGAUAAUGCAGAUUGCAAAAAUAGUACUGACGAACAGAUCCUAUUUAACAUAUGGCAAUGGCCUAGGCUGACGACUCUGAUUUUUUUCAUUAAGAUAUGGGCUGCUUUUGAUUACUAGAAAAAGACAGCAGAUGUCAAAGUGACCACUGGAAUUAGACCAUUAUCAAUCACAUGAAAGGAAACACAAUGUAGAAAUAUCAUGCUUGAUAUUACUCUUGUGACUAGAAAUAAAUAAUUAAUUUCAACAAAAUGUGCGUGUUACAUUCGGCUGCUUGCUUUUUCAGACUACAUUCCAUCAUCUACUCUGAUUCAUUAAGAGUGUCCAAGAGUGUUUCCCCAGUCUUGAGAUGCCAGUUCUGCAAUAUCAUCAGAUAAUUUCCAUUGUCACCCUUUGUAUAUUUCUGUAAGCCACAAUAUUUCUAACAAUGGAUCUUGGGCUCACCAUUAUUGAUAUAUAUAACUAUUGAGAGCAGCAUUAGGGUACACAGUACAGUGUUGUGGAUGUCCUUGCUAAAACAUGAUUAUUGAAUCCUAAUUUAUUUCACUUUAAUGUCAAGGCUGUUUUAUUUCUUCAGUUGAAAGCUGUUGUGAAUGAUGUUAGUUUUUUUUUUCAGAGCUUUUUUUUUAAAGUUUUCUGGGUUUUUUAAGGUUUAGGAUUUUAUGUUUAGUUCAAGGCCUUGGGUAAUGAUUUUUCAUAUCAAUGUUUUCUAUGUUGAUCUUUCAAUUUACAUUUGAACAAGUAGUCUCUUAAUUCGGGUUUUUCUACGAAGCAUUUGUAUGUUUACUCUCUUUUUUGUCUAUUUGAAAUUGUAAAAAGAAAAUUAAUAACUGGGUCAUAGUUGCAUUGAAGUUUUUUGAGACCUAUUGGUAUGUAGUAAAAUUAUAGUUAAGUAAUUGUAUAAGGAAUUUUCAUAAUUUUGUGAUUUUCUUAUGCUGCACAGUAAUGUGUUUGUUUUUUUUAAACCUGUGAUUUUUGUUCUGUGUUUUUGUGCACUCAGUUAAUUUGAUUAUCUAGUUUAAUCACAUGCAAGAUAAAAAUCCAGUCUUUGAAUGAAUGUGUUGACAAAUUCAUCAGAACGAUUUGAACUCUGUACAGUUUGACUGUAAGUAGUGUUAAAAGUUUCACAGCGAACAUUCACCCCCCCCCCCCCAUUUUUAUAAUUAGACUUCAUUUCAUUUAUUAGCUUUGGAACGAAUACUUAUAAAAAAUGUAUCAGGUUCACUAGAUACUAGAUCAGCGGUUCUCAACCUUUUAAGCUCGGCGACCCCUUUUUACAAUCACCCUCUCCGCGACCCCACCCCCCUCCUCACACACACACACAUACAGCAAUAGAAGAAUAGACAAAAACAAUCCAUGUUUUCGAUGGUCUUGGGCGACCCCUGGCAAAUUCUCAAUUGACCCCCAAGGGGGGUCGCGACCCACAGGUUAAGAACCCCUGUAUUAGAUCCUUAUGCUAGCAACCUAUGGCACACAUACUAAUGUAUAUUUACAAUACUUUGUCUAAUAGGUAAAGCGUUGCUACUUUACUUCAUAAAUUGGUCUAGUGAUUUCUAGCAUUGUUGUGUGUAGGGCAAUUCUAGUUAUACACUAAAUUGUAAAGUGGCUAAUAAUUAACAUAAUUGGGUUUGGAAUAUUUGCUUUACAGUAUGAAUUGUAUAAAUGUUAAAAAAUAUUUUGUUGUUGUUAUUUUGUUUUUACAGUUUCAUAUGGCAGUAGUUGCAUUAUAUAUAAUAAUAAUAAUAAUAAUAAGGCUUGUCUUGGAGGUAGAAGAUUACUGAGGAAUGCAGUAUUUCCUGUGGAUAUGCAGCCCCAGCUGUGAUCUACAUAUUUUGCCACAUCAUAUAUAAUUUAUUUAAAGCUAAACCCUUUUUAUUAGUAAUCCUGUAACAGAGGUACCUACCUACCAGAAAAAGUUAAUAGUGGCUGUUUCAAAUUAUUUUAUUAUUUUUCAGCUGCUUGAGCUUUAUAAAGGUUGCAGUUGACAAUAACCUUAAACUUGCUAGAUCAAACUUUUAAGAGUUAAAAAAAUAUGCUUUAAUUGUCUCUCUUUCUCAGAAAUAGUAAUGUAAUAUAAUAAUAUAAUAACAAUAUAUGGUAAUAUUAAAGAAUGUAGUAUAAUAAUAUAAUAUCUAUAUUUUGGUAGUGCAUCUUGAUUAUAGUCUUAGCCAGCCCUGUUUUAUUUUAUGUACAGCUUUUGUUUUGUAUCUUACCACAAGGCACUUAGAAUAAUUUUUUUCUCUCUCAGAUUGUAUUUAUUACACAUCACAACUAUUAGCCUCUAUCAGCUUGUUAUUGCUACACAUGUUCAGUUCUUCUAUUAAUGUAAAUGAAUAUUUUAUUAGUUUGUGUUGCUCAUGAAUAUUAGUCUUUUGAUAUCAGGUACAUGUUAAAUAAUGUAAUUAACCCCCCUUUUUUUGGAUUUUGUAGAUAUGUAUGUUACUCCCCCCUCCACACCCCUGGCCUUUCCUAUAUUGAGAUCUAUGGUGCAGAUAAUGUAAAGGUUAUCUGUUUCUUUGGUCAAUGGUUAACAGUGGUGUCAUGUGGCCAGCACAACAAACAACUGCCUUUUAAUUUCCCCAACUAAUGUCUGGUACCCUUUAGAGUUGAGUAGAUCCUGGGGCCUAUAAGUCCUGACAUUUAAAAUUCCAACCUGAGACCCCUCAGUUUGGGAAACAAGUGCUCUACCACUCAGCCAUUAAGCCCCAUUAGAUAAGAACAAUGAAUUAAUGUAAGAUAUAUGGCCAUAAACAGUGCCAUUCCCUUUUUGAUUGGCCCAAUAGUUUGUUGAACUGGAACUAUAUUAUGAUAAGCAAUAUCUGCCUGGCUCUGUACACUUCAGAUCAAAAACUUUUUUGUUCAAACAAAAAACUCUUUUUCCUUUCAAUCUCGUGAAGUUUCAUACAUAUAUGGAAGAUAAUUAGGCUGAAGCAAAAAUUCAGUUUGGAAGG
Molecule: messenger RNA, 6000 nt
Organism: Biomphalaria glabrata
Lineage: Eukaryota; Metazoa; Mollusca; Gastropoda; Planorbidae
Product: cyclic AMP-dependent transcription factor ATF-2-like
Exons: 12
Coding region: 256-1869 (537 amino acids)
Biological process (GO): regulation of transcription by RNA polymerase II
Molecular function (GO): cAMP response element binding; DNA-binding transcription factor activity, RNA polymerase II-specific
Source: RefSeq, a predicted model, not a curated record